This is a messenger RNA of Suillus clintonianus, 1127 nucleotides long. RefSeq lists its product as uncharacterized. The transcript has 2 exons. The record is from RefSeq and is a predicted model, not a curated record. NCBI's taxonomy places the organism in Eukaryota, Fungi, Basidiomycota, Agaricomycetes, Boletales, Suillaceae. Bases 91 to 1086 code for a protein of 331 amino acids.
UCACAAAAAACCAACGUAUCCUCUCAGCCCCUCAAUCCCUUAUCCCCUCGUCCUUUAGCCAUAGCCUUCUUUGAUAUACUCAGGUUACAAAUGAACCAACACUAUGAACCCGCAGCUUUCUCCUGGCAGUCGAGCGCUGGUACGCCCGAUCGAUCCUUGAAUAAAUCCUCCUGCAGCAGCAGUCCAACUUUGGUCGACGACGAAGCAGAAGUCCAUGCGCUCCAGAAUAGCCAACUUAGUGAGCCAUCGUCGCGUCGCAUUCAGGUGCCCAAAUUCGAGUUGGACCCGUACGCCCCGGCAUUUGUCCCUUCGGUUUCGACCCUCCGACUUGCAGAGUAUGGCUACUUUCCUCCACCCAUUAAUACAAAUGAGAAAUGGUUGGAGAUCCUCAAAGAUGGCAUGCUGAUACCCGAUCCCCGUUUGCCUACUCGCCUGGUGGAGGGUUCAUGGACAUUUCAACAAUUAUGCGACCUUGCUAAGCUUUUCUGCUGGCAAAUUUUGGCUAAAGCGAACAUGGAAGACUUUGGACCGCAGGCGGCGCGUUUUGCUCGAGAAGUACGUGAUGCAUUUACGAACCAUCACUCCGAGUGGCACUCCAGCUGCUUCGUGUCCCACCUGCAAAUGUAUGCCUUAGAUCACUUCAAAUUAUACUGGUGUUCUCAUAACAAUCCGAAUGCUAUCUCCCUACGGAAAAGACUUGAAGGCAAGCGGUGGAAUACUGCAUUGAAUUUUUCCUGCUUCAUAGCGGACAUGUUCUCUGUUGGCCUCAUCCAAGUACCGAUGAUGCACGAGUGUCUCGGGAUUCUGUUGCACGAGAUGGUUCGUGUGGAACAUGUGCACACCGUCCAAGCCAUGGUUAGACAUGCAGGACCGGCAUUAUGGCAAGCAGCCGAUAGCAGUGUACGCCGCCACGAAUUCACGACUCGUUAUUUGGAGCGCACCGUCUCGUUGCAGGAUAAUGCAAACUUACAUGCGCGGCAGGACAACAUUUGGGCAGUGAUACAGGUGAAUGCGAUAUUGCCGGAUCACUUUUAUAGAAUUAACACUCGUUGUUUUCUCCACAGGGUAAUGAUAUCAUCUCCCUGAUCAAUGGAUGGCACGCCCAGCGGUCAAUGUACCCUCCGCCU